AAGAUAUUGGAUAUUGGAUAUGCGGUGUAACUGAACUGCUGCGGUACUUCUUUUCGUUUCUUUUAGAAAGAUGAUAGAAUUGGUGGAUCCAAGGGCUUCUCGAAUGCUUGUUCUAUUUAGUAUUCUCAUCAUUGUCUUGCCACUAUCCUCACUUUUUAUUUCAAAGUUUGUAUUAUCGGCUUCUUACAUUGGAGCUGCAGUGGUUUCUAUUGUAGUCGUCCAUAUUGUGCUGCUUGGCUUCAUAGUCGUUGCAUUUUCGGAAACAAAGCCUAAAAAGAUACAGUAGCAGGAAAAAAGGAAUGAUUGGAUGUUUUAUCGAUGCAUGCUCAAUCCAGUGUAUCCACUCCAUAUUUUUCACUCGCAAACCGCAUCAAACUGUAAUUUUUUGCAUUUGGUAUGUCUCAUAUAAGCUAGUAUACAGGCUCGUCCUGUGUCUAGUCACUUGGUAAUUAUAUUUUUUACUAUACAGACUGUUUUUCUUAAGUCUUACAUUUAGACAUCCGUGCUUACGGGAACAAAAUCGCCGAAUGUUCGAUAAAUCCCAUGAUUAUUGUGAAUACUGUGUAGGCUUUACAGUGUUGGAGUUUCGCGCGUCUGAACGACUCAGGAGAACAUCGUUACUUUACGAACAAUUCAUAGUUGGCUCUUAAAUAAUUUUUGUUAUUCUUGCGACUGUUGUCUCAGUGGGUGAUAGUUGCAUCAGACUAUGGAGCAUUAUUGUUAAGAACUGUAACUAGUGUCCUCUAACGCCAUAUCCCUCCUAUCUGCUUUCAUCAAUAUGAUGUCCAAAGCUGUUUUAAUUUCUCUGACAAGCAUCUGAAGACGAACUGUAUCAGCCACCAAAUGACCUUGGGCAAACAAUCAGGUCACCAGUCAUGUAAAAUAUUCUGGCGGAACGUUCCGUUGAUCCUAAUUCAUAAAUCUCAAGACAAACCCCAAAUUAUAAGGAGGUCUGUUAACUCUCGCUAGCCCACUUGGUGG
Trichobilharzia regenti is the source of this 981-nucleotide messenger RNA. The record is from the annotation of a GenBank genome assembly. Lineage: Eukaryota; Metazoa; Platyhelminthes; Trematoda; Strigeidida; Schistosomatidae.